Messenger RNA from Metopolophium dirhodum (rose-grain aphid), 836 nucleotides. RefSeq names its product DET1- and DDB1-associated protein 1-like. Bases 426 to 755 code for a protein of 109 amino acids. The record is from RefSeq and is a predicted model, not a curated record. The transcript has 4 exons. NCBI's taxonomy places the organism in Eukaryota, Metazoa, Arthropoda, Insecta, Hemiptera, Aphididae.
CCCGUUUCUCUCUCUUGUCACCACUCUCGACAGUCGACACGCGAAAAACUUAGCGAUCUUUUCCCGCCAUCUUGUCCGACGACGAAAAGCGUAUACGAUCUCUGCGAACGACGGAUCUCGGCUCCCGCAACGAGACGUAUCACGUAAGUACGAUCGUGGCCAACUUGUCAGUUAAAUCGCGAAAGUCUGUCGCGACUCCGAUCACUCGUUCGCGGUCUUCAAUUAUUUACCCUGACGACCACAUGCAGUGCCGCCGCACAUUUUAACAAUAACACCACCAUAAUAUACAGUUAUCCAUCAAUCAUCAGUCAUCAGUCAUCACCUAACUGUCAUCACCACAGUCAUCACCAACUACAAUUUCGAUUUUCUAGAACGGUUUCCAGACACAGUUAUCCGUGCACAUUUUAGACAUCUUAGCUUCCGACAUGUCUAUAGCCGAAUUCUUGGAUGGCUUGCCAUCCUAUGACGAACGCAAUUUUUCCAGUUUCACUUCAAAAAGUUGUGGAAAUAAGUCUUCACUAGUUUACAUAACAACAAAAGAUCAACCUUCCGAACAAAUUGUUAAUGACUAUUCAAAUUUGUCAUUCCAGGAUUUACCUAUACUUUGGGAUUUAGAGAAUAGAUGUAAUGCAUUGGAUGAAACGAGUGAAGAAUCUGACACAUUGGAUGAAACGAGUGAAGAAUCUGACGCAUUGGGUGAAACGAGUGAUGAAUCUGACACAUUGGAUGAAACGAGUGAAGAAUCUGAUAACUAACUAGAAGACGGCAAUUCAGAAAUGUAGAUAUAGAUAUUAUAUUGUAAAACUUCUUGCGAUUAAAUAAUUCCAAUGCAAACA